This is a messenger RNA of Coprinopsis cinerea okayama7#130, 246 nucleotides long. RefSeq lists its product as hypothetical. The coding region runs from base 1 to 144 and encodes 47 amino acids. The transcript is spliced from 2 exons. Lineage: Eukaryota; Fungi; Basidiomycota; Agaricomycetes; Agaricales; Psathyrellaceae. The record is from RefSeq and is a predicted model, not a curated record.
AUGGUACAACUGUCCGCACAUCUUCUCUUCGUCCCCCAUGCUGACCUUGCGCUGCAGAACCCCGUCAACUACAACAACUGCGGCUCCUCUUCCUGCGGCUGCGGCGCCAGCUGUGCCUGCAAGCCCGGCGAGUGCAAGUGCUAAACGUCUCACCGCCAGCGUAACCUGUGAAAUAAGUCUGAACGGAAUGCUGCCUUUGUAACAUAUGAAUAACCCACAAAUGCCAAUCAUGGAUUCGUUCUGAAA